UAGGUAGUGUAGUAUUUAGUGGUGGACAUGAAAGGGUUAAUCAUGUAUUUGGCUACUUGCUCACUUGCUCUUCUACUUCUUUGGGUUACUGCAAGAGGGGAGGCUUUGCUUAACGCAGACGGUAGUAUUACUCAGCCAAAUGAAAGCGUUAAGAUAUCGGAGGAUCAGAUGGAAUUGACCCUCACGACAAACAUCAUACUUCCAGCUGACACCAUGUCAGUUGGAAAGGUUAUUGUUUCGGUCUUCACUGCAGAUGAUCGUGGUGGCCAACUCACUUCUCGAUUGGCCAACACUUCUGGAAUCACUGAAGCCUCGCCAAAGGCGCAGAAGGUUCGCGAACUUGGAUUGGAGAACGCCUCCAUCACCUUAACGUCGAAAGUCUGGAAAAAUCAUACCACUAAUCGGUUUCAGGUUGGAUCAGAAUUAAGAAUCCGUCUAAAUGGGUCGACGACGCUUUAUCAGCAUGUCUUUCAGAUACGAAAAGUACUAAUUGUAGUAACUUCUUGGGGAAAACUUGGUAAAGCGGAUGUUCGUCAUAAUGAACAACUCUUCUUUAUUUUUUACACAAAGUCAGUGGGAACAGCAACACCAAUCAGCACACUUACCCCAUUCACAGGUUUGACCAGCCAAGAAAAUGAUACCACACAUAAACCAUCAGUUACAGAUGCUACAACUUCAGGCACCAAAAAUAAGGUUGUCAUUGGUGUUUACAUUGGGAUUGGAGCUGUAAUUUUAAUCGUGAUGAUUGGAUGCGGUGUAUAUUGCAAGUGUGAAAGAAACAGAAGACACACAGAUGCCAAAAAGAUUACUGAGCCAUCGACUGAAGAAGGAGUAGAGCCUGGGGCAAUUACCAAUAAUGGUGUUUUCCCUCUUUAAUGAUUUCAGCAUUUUAUUACAUCAAUUAUACUUGUCUAGCAAUUUUUAUACAAUUAUUUUUAGGUAUUUCUCAGAAGUUGACAGAUUAAUUUAAGUGCAUUAUGAAUCAGAGUGGGUAGAGAGAUUUUUCAAUGCUUUACUUAAAGUAAACUGUAACUUAGGGUAGACUGCAAGGACUGCAUUACACUGCAAGAACGUGUUGCAGAGACAAAUCUUCUUGUGUAAAGAUAGCUAUACUUCUGUUGGAAAGCUUUGUCCUUGCUACAGAAAUUUUGUUGGCAGAACAAGUGACACAAAUUUAAACUGGUUUGAAAUUGGAUUUGAUGGCAGUUUCAAAAUGAGCCAUACUAGACCUCAAAUUUUAAGGCAGUAGCAAUUUGUAGCAGUGACUUGUUUUAAAGUGUCCUGGAGGAUUAUAAUUGCUUACUAGUUAAUGUUUUCAUAUAUUUAUAUAUAUAAUGUUUUCAUAUAUUUAUAUAUAUAAUGUUUUCAUAUAUCUUUAUAUAUGUUUUUUCAUAUAUUUAAUAUAAAGAAUGAAUGAAUAGAGUUUGGUCUGAUUAUUGGAGUAUUAAGCUUGAAUAUUAGCUACUGUGGGCACUAUGAAGAUUUAACUUAUAUUAAGAGUUUUUUUUUUCCCUACAAUGUAAACUAAGCUAUUGGGUAAGUUUAAAUCAGUUUGUUCCAAAUAUUCAUUAUUACAGUGGUCAAAAGUUGUUUUGUUGCAAACCCACUCGGCUGUGCCCUGUGAAUCCACAACAUUUUGACAAAUGUGAUAACUAAUGUUGUUGUCGACAAGAGUACAACCAUGCCAAAUCACUAAUGAUUUGCUAAAUGGCUCGGUUUGAGUAGAAAAUUAAAUUCCUAUUAAGUGAUUGCUACAGUUGGGAAGUAAUUCCUUAAGAAAAAUUUAACAGAUCAGGGGAAAGUGAGUGAAUAUUAUUGUGAGAUAGUGAAAAUUGUGAGCGAAAAAAAGAUCAGGAGAAACAGAAUUAAUCAACCUGCAUAUUGAAGGUGUGUAUUGAUACAAUAUUGAAGGCUGAAAGAAUAACUAGCUUAAGAUUUUUUAAGUUUUUAGUUGCAUUGACUUUUAAAUGACAUUAAUUCCUUCUUCAUGAAGACUUUUUUGUUUUUUUGUUUAUGACACUACAGGUGUCCCUAGCUUGCACAUUGAGCCUCGUGUUGCUGAUAAGUAUGCACAUAUGUUUACAUCACACAUAGUGUGAAAUUAAGGAUUCUUUGAGGAAUAGGGUCAAAAUCUGACGAUCUCGUUUUACAGUGUAAAUAAAGACUUUCUUGCAUUUA
Molecule: messenger RNA, 2178 nt
Organism: Stylophora pistillata
Lineage: Eukaryota; Metazoa; Cnidaria; Anthozoa; Scleractinia; Pocilloporidae
Source: RefSeq, a predicted model, not a curated record